UCUGCUCGCGACGAUGCGUCGCUGAAUUACCAAUAAAACAUGCAAAUCCACGUAUGAAUUCCGGUUAACGUGGUGUAACAGAGUGUAAGUGUGUUGAGCGCUAAUUGAACACAACCUCGCGUCGCACUUGUGACUGACUGUGGAGUAUUUGGUGAUGGAGUUGUUCUGUCACGAGCGCGCCGAUCUGAACUCGAGUUCCCCGGUGAAGAGCGCGCCGAUUCGGGCCUUCAGAGACGCGGUUCUAACCCGGGACACCCGAGUCCUACAGAACCUGCUGAGCCUGGAGAAGCCGAACAUCAGCGGAAAACACAUAGCCGGCGCCGAGAGCGAAGAGCUGCUGCGCAUGCGCAAGAUCCUCACCGGCUGGAUGCUGCAGGUGUGUGAGGAGCAGAAGUGCGAGGAGGAGGUGUUUCCUCUGGCCGUUCAUUACCUGGACAGGUACAUGUCCCAGAGUGCCGUGCGGCCGUGUCAUCUGCAGCUGCUGGGCUCCGUCUGCAUGUUUCUGGCCUCCAAACUGCGGGAGACUGUUCCUCUGAGCGCUGAAACACUGAGCAUCUACACUGACCACGCCUGCAGCGUCUCCGAGAUACUGCAGUGGGAGGUGCUGUUGGUGUCACAUCUCCAAUGGGAUCUGGCCUCAGUGCUGCCCUCUGACUUCCUGGAGCUGAUCCUGCAGGCGCUGCCCAUCCCUGCACAGGACCACAGCAGCGUGCGCAGACACACACACUGCUACAUCGCCCUCACGGCUACAGAGCUGAAGUUCUCGUUCUUCCGCCCGUCCGUCGUGGCCUGUUCCUGUGUGACGGCGGCGCUGCUUAGACUGAAGCUCCUGCAGGACACUGUUAGCGCCGAGCAGAUGCUGCAGAUGCUAAGCAACAUGCUGGAUAUGGACAAGGCGUCUCUGCAUGUGUGUUUCUCAGCGCUGGAGCAGAUGAUCGAGCAGACGCUGCCGGCUCCACCUGUGCAGACGCAGGACGUCCCGCUGUGAUGCGAACAGGUUUCAGAGCCCUCACACCUGCGCGAUCACGCUCGCCUUUCUGUUUGCGUUUGAGCAUGUUCACUUUAAUAUGGCAGAUGUUCUGCACCAGAGCAAAUGUUUACCCACAAACCUUUGUCCUGUCAAACACACACACACACACACACACAGACGGGAAUCAUUUAAACCCCCCGCUGAGAGAGGAGUGUACGUUACUGAUAGACUCUCCUGAAGAUCAACUGUGUGAACAAUAAUAAAGAGUCCAGAUGA
Danio rerio (zebrafish) is the source of this 1246-nucleotide messenger RNA. RefSeq names its product cyclin D3 (gene ccnd3). The record is from RefSeq and is marked validated. Lineage: Eukaryota; Metazoa; Chordata; Actinopteri; Cypriniformes; Danionidae.